CUUUUACGUCACCGACGUCAUUUCCGCCCCCCAGACCCCGGAUGAAGCUGCCGUUGGGGCAAGUCAGCAGGGCCACCAAGGCUGGUUGGAUUUUAAUUUAACGGUGAGGGGGUCGGAGCGGAUUGAAGCCCCGCUGGAUUAAUGUCGACAGGCCAGCGCGGAGUGCCAGCAGGGCUACGAAGAGCAAACUGUCCGCGCCGAGCAGAGAGGCUAACCGGCUAAUAGCUGUUGCUAACUGUGUUUAACUGUUAGCAAACUAACGCGGAGCAGGGAAGCAGCUUCUCCAGCUAUUAGCCUCUCCACACAGCGGAGUUUGUGCAGCUUACACACUGUACGUCUUGUCAGGGCUUUUGUCUCUUAACACAACACCUGGUGGAUGAAUGAUGUCUGCCGCUAGUAUUGACCCUCAGACAUCGAAAGGACAAGAUGCAAGCAAAGCCUUUCCAGUUUCAGUGCAGAAUGGUUCCCUCCACCAAAAGGAUACAGUCCAUGACAAUGACUUUGAGCCUUAUCUCACCAGCCAGUCUAAUCAGAAUAACAGCUAUCAAUCAAUGACAGACCCUUAUCUGUCCAGCUACUAUGCCCCCUCCAUUGGAUUUCCUUACCCUCUCAGUGAGGCUCCUUGGUCUACAGGAGGGGACCCACCAAUUCCCUACCUGACACCCUAUGCCCCCCUCAGCAAUGGAGACCAUCACUUCAUGCACGACACCGUGUUUGGGCAGCCAGGUGGGCUCAGCAGCAGCAUCUAUCCUCACAGGUUUAACUUUUUCCCCGAGAACCCGGCCUUCUCAGCCUGGGGCACCAGCGGUUCUCAGGGUCAGCAGACUCAGAGCUCAGCUUAUGGGGGGAGUUACAGCUACCCACCCAGCUCUCUAGGAGGCACCUUAGUCCCUGAUGGCCAGACAGGUUUCCAUAGUGACACCCUGAGCAAGGCUCCAGGUAUGAACAGCCUAGAGCAGGGCAUGCUGGGCCUAAAAAUAGGUGGGGAUGUGACAGGAAGUGGCUCCGGUGUGAAGAGUGCAGGCUCUGUGAUCGGUGGCGGCGGCAGUGUAGCUGCAGCUGUUGCCACGGGCAACGGUGGCACACCAAUUGGAGUGCCCCCUCCAAAACCUACAUCGUGGGCUGCUAUUGCUAGUAAACCUGCCAAGCUGCAGCAACAGAAGACCAAGAUCAAACCUGGCACACCCAUAGCUGGAGGAGCUAUGCCUCCACCCCCCAUUAAACACAACAUGGACAUUGAUACAUGGGAUAAUAAAGGGACUGCUACCAAGAUGGCCCCUCCUUUGCCCACCCACCACCACCACCACCAUCACCACCAACACCACCAACAGCACCAGCCCCAGCUUCACUCUCAUGCUCCCAGUCUCCUACCCCCCCUUCAACAGUCCCUACAGUCUGCCCAGUCCCUCGUGCAGCAGAUGACCAUGCAGGGUCCUCCACCUCCUCAUCCACAGUCUUACCAGAACCACAACUCCGCUCCAACGCCUCAGACCCGCUGGGUAGCCCCACGCAACCGCAACUUGUGCUACAGUGGUGGAAGCUUGGACAGCAGCGGCUCCUCUAAUGGCGGCGGUGUUGGAAACGGAGGUGGAGGGUGCGGGCUUGUGCCUCCAGAGCCGGGAUCAGAGUCCCACCCCGUGCUGGAGAAGCUGCGAGCAGCCCACAGCUACAACCCCAAGGAGUUUGACUGGAACCUGAAAAACGGCCGCGUGUUCAUCAUCAAGAGCUACUCUGAGGACGACAUCCACCGCUCCAUCAAGUACUCCAUCUGGUGCAGCACGGAGCACGGCAACAAACGUUUGGACUCAGCCUUCAGAGCUAUGAACGCUAAAGGUCCCGUCUACUUGUUGUUCAGUGUCAACGGCAGCGGCCAUUUCUGCGGCGUGGCCGAAAUGCGCUCACCCGUGGACUACGGCACCAGCGCUGGCGUUUGGGCGCAGGACAAGUGGAAGGGCAAGUUUGAUGUGAACUGGUUGUUUGUUAAGGACGUGCCAAAUAGCCAGCUGCGCCACAUCCGCCUGGAGAACAAUGACAACAAGCCAGUCACCAACUCACGUGACACUCAAGAGGUUCCUCUGGAAAAGGCAAAGCAGGUGCUCAAGAUUAUCGCCCAGUACAAACACACCACCUCCAUCUUUGAUGACUUUUCCCACUAUGAGAAGAAGCAGGAGGAGGAGGAGGUGGUGAAAAAGAGCUAUGAGCCUGCCUCAAUACAGAGCCGAUCCCGAAUUGAUCAGGAUCGUCAGAAGUAAACAGAAGACGGCUGUCGACGAAAUUUAGAUUUAAAAAGAAAACACAAGGACAUAAAGAAAUUGAAAACUAAUAUUUUUUUCUAUUUAAUUUUGUUGACUUUGGCCCAUGUCAAACUUUUGACCCACAUUGCUCCUGGUUCCCAGUCUUUAAGAUGCGUGCAGGGAUGAAGCUAGUUCCACCGGUUGAAUCGCUUCAAUAAUAUAUAUUUUCUUGUUUUUUCUGUAUUUUUUAGCCUCAUAAAUCUCUAUCGCUACCCUGGAACUUGCAUUCUUAACUAAAUAUAAGUAACAAAUAUCUGCACGUCUGUUUUUGAAAAUCUCUUGACAACAUGCUGCUGAUAUUCAGUGACUGUUCACUUUGUGGUUUGUGUGUUGGAGAAAUGUUAAGUGCUUGUAUUGGUUAAUCUUAACGAGUGAACAACACUUUUGACAAAUGUCUGCUAUCUGUGUGUGGCCAGUUGUAUUUUAUAUUAUCAGAAGAAAAAAAAUAACUUCUAUAAUGCCCUUUUUUUUCAUGUGAGGGGUGUCUUACUUUGGUGGAGGAAUGUGUUCACUGAAAGUUUCUGUAUGCAUAGACUUAAUCGUGCAAGGCUGUGAUGUUAGAAAGCAUAAAUGUUAGAAAAAUAUUUUGAAUGAUGUGUAUCACCUGGCUUGCAACUGAUUUAAAUUUAGCAUUUAAGUGGAGAAAAUGUGGGAUUUUGUCUCUCCAGAGUGGAGCCUUUGGACAUUUAUUUUCAGCAACUAGUAUAAAUGAAAUUAGUUUUUUCCAGAACUGUACCUCAAAAUUUUCAGCUAGAGAUUCAGGGAAGAUAUGUCUGGAGAUCAAACGCUCUUAAAGGUGGUCCCUCUCUUUCUUAUUUAAAGAAUGGAAAUACAAAUAUACUGUAUGAGUUCAGGUUUUUAUCAAAAACAAAAUUUGCUUUCUGUCUUAUUUCCCUGUUACAGUGACUUUUAUGUCCCUCUCUUCCUUGCUGUUCCAACAGAGGUCUCUGUUUAUGAAAUUCUGGAGGAAAUGUAGCAUGUAGUGCUUUUAAAACUCAAGCCAGGCCUGUCAUUUUUUGUUUUUGUUUUGUUUCUUGUUCUUUCUUAACAUAAUUAUAAUCUUGGCAUUCUCAUCAUUUUCAUUGCUAUAAUCUGUCCACAUCAUCCUCACAAAAAUGUAAGCUUUAAUGUACUGGCAUUUCUAACUGAGAUCGCCUCAAAAUGUUUAACUGUAGCAUUAUACUUAACUGAUUUGUCAAGUGUAUGAAAACACAGAGACUAGCCUAUAUGGUAUAUGUUUGUGACUUUUUUUAAAUUGCUUGCUGUAUUGUGUGUAUGCAAGAGUGAAAGAAAAGAGAGGGAGUAUGGCUGUGGAGCAAUCAGAGUUAUAUUACUGGUAUUGGAAUAUAGAAAAUUUAUGCAAAAAAAAAAGUUUUAAGUCAUCCCUGAAUUAAAUAUCCAUUGUAUCAGAGGUCACCAUCACAUUCUUAGAUUUGAUCAUGCUCAUUAUUAAAGAUAUACUUAUCUGUUA
Messenger RNA from Siniperca chuatsi (mandarin fish), 3765 nucleotides. It is a transcript of the gene ythdf1, whose product is annotated as YTH N(6)-methyladenosine RNA binding protein 1. The transcript is spliced from 6 exons. The coding region runs from base 381 to 2252 and encodes 623 amino acids. Gene Ontology annotation, biological process: mRNA destabilization. Gene Ontology annotation, cellular component: cytoplasm. The record is from RefSeq and is a predicted model, not a curated record. Gene Ontology annotation, molecular function: mRNA binding; N6-methyladenosine-containing RNA reader activity. Lineage: Eukaryota; Metazoa; Chordata; Actinopteri; Centrarchiformes; Sinipercidae.